CACCUCUCACCCACCUUUCCACAGACAACCGGACGCUGUGGGCGCGUCAUCAACCAGCGACCGGUGAAGAAGAGGUGACGAGAAACCUGCGAAGGAAGUGACGUAAGAAACGAGCGCCUCUGAGAACGCCAGCAGGGAGCACGUGGAGGCCAUGGCCCCUCGGCGCCUCCUGUUGGUUGGGGAGGGGAAUUUCUCCUUCGCCGCCGCUCUGAGCGAGACCCUGGAUCCGAGCACCAGUCUAACCGCCACCUGCCUCCAGCGCCCGGCCGACUUGGCCCGGGAUCCGGUGGCCCAGGAGAAUGUACAGCGCCUGCGCGAGCAAGGUACAGAGGUACGUUUUGGUGUGGACUGCACCCAGCUGGCAGAUGCCUUUGAACUGCACGACAGGGAGUUUGAUCGAAUUUAUUUUAACUUUCCACACUAUGGACGCAAAGCUGGAGUAGCUAAGAACAGGGAGCUGCUUGCCAAGUUUUUCCAGAGCUGUACAGACGUUCUUGCAGAGGAAGGAGAGGUCCAUGUGGCAUUGUGUAGAGGACAAGGUGGGACUCCUGCUGAUAAGCCCAUGAGAGAAUGGCACAACAGUUGGCAAGUGGUUGCCAUGGCAGCUCUGGGGGGAUUCAUUUUAAGUGAUGUGUAUCCCUUCAGCUGUGAGGCUGUGCCAGGGUACAAGAGCACUGGCUAUAGGAGUCAAGAUAAGUCCUUUCAUGUAGAAGGUGCUUUGAACCAUAUCUUUACCCGGAGCCUACCCUUUGAAAGUUUGCAACCCAGAAUCUUCAGGAUCAAACUGGGUGACCAGUGGUUUUCCUUUCCAGAACCAGAAGCACUUGUAGGAAAGUUGAACAGGGGUUUCCUAGAAGCACCUUCAUGUCAUCCUGUCAAAACCAUAAAUGAGAAACUCAUUGCUGAAUUGGACAAAGCUUUCCCUCUUAAAAGGGUGAAGUGUUCCUUCCCUUUGCUGCCACAGGGAGGCACCGGUGUUGUUACUUCUUGGAACUGUGACAUUCUAUCAGCUGCCUUUUGGAUUAGUUUCCACGAAGAUAAUGCAAAUUCUGAGUCCCUGACUGGUGGGACAACAGAAGAUAUGGAGGACUGUCUAGUGUCAUUUUCAGAACUUAGCCUUCCCAAGAGCCCUGGAAGAGACAGUAAGGAAGAAGCUCAUGAAGGUAUCUAUAGCCAAGCCAAGAUCUGCCUUAGACCUUCUCUCCUAGUUCAUGUUCAGGCUGUCAUCCAAGCGCCAGACUUCCUCCCAGGUUCUCUGCACAUCCUCAGUGGACCUGUCUUUCAGAAGUGCCGCAUUUCGCCUUUCACAAUGCCAGCAUUUCAUGAGACUUUGUUUAUCUUUGGGUUUAGUGAAAAUCUGAAGGAUGGCUGCCUUCAGUCACUACUGGAUCACCUGAAGGGCAUUCUAGAUAACCUUCUAACCCAGACAUUCCUGGAGGGCUCUAAGCUAAGCAGUUCGGUGGAAUUUGUCUUUCAACCAAAUGGGAAAGAUUAUAUGAUUAAUGUAAAGUCUCAUAAUUUUGGCCCAGAUUGUGCCAAGGAUCUGAUUAUUGGGUCUGUCAUCACAUCUGCUACAAGCAUUUUACACGAAGACCAGUGUUUUGUGUUUGUGUCUAUGAACUUGGACCUAUUAGCCAUGCUUGUCUGGAGUAUCUCUGACUGGAGAAUGUUGUGGACCUUUGACAACCGUUUCUUGAAGAAUUUUGUCCCUGGGAAAAUAGAACCCUUUAAAAGCUAUUCCCUAUAUCCACCAUGCUAUGUGCAUGAUAUUAGUUUUUGGUUAGAUGAUAAGAAAGGAUUUGAUGAAUUAGAGUUUCAUACUUUGGCCCGAGCAGUGUCCCAGGACACUGUCAUAUCCAUACAAUUCCUUAGUCGUUUUCAGCAUCCAAAGACUGAACAGGUCAGCCUUUGCUAUAGAUUGACCUACCAGACCUGUGACAAGGCCCUCACCCGGCAGCAGGUAGCAUCAAUGCAGACCCAGUUUAGGAAGGAGAUUCAACAACAACUACAUGUGACUCCUCGGUAGUUUAGUAAAUUCAUUUCUAUAGUGUGAUCCUCAUGGGUGUGGGCAUAGAUGAAAAAGACCAAUUUGUAACUGGUAGUCCUUCUGGACUGUGUUUUUUGUAAAAUUUUUUACCUUGUGACUAUCGCCAUUGUUGGUUGACUCUAAAGAUAUUUGUAACUCUGUCACUUCAACUUACAGACUAUACUGAGAUUGGUGACCUUUGGAGCUGGACAAUAUUUUGAUCGUGAGUAAUGACUAGGAAAACAAACCAAUAAAACAGCAUCUUGUACUUCAGAUGCUCUGUUGAUGAAGAGGCGGUAGAACUUGAAUGUCUCAUCAAAUAUGUUAAAAAAUAGAUUUUCCACACUGUCAGUUCUUCUUCCCUUAGCUCUAUUGUAUCAUCUCACUAAGUCAAUAUACAAGAGUGGUUUCUGGACCAACAUGUAUUAGCUUGGGUAAGUUACAAGUGCUCCAUAAUUAGUAUUGGGAUCAUCGUCAUUUUUAUUCUGUGGUUGACUACUGUUAAAGUUAUGGAACUAAUAGAGUUGACACUGGGGUCUGUCUGACUCUAAAGCCUAUGUUCUUUCUGCCACUUUCUGUUACUUUGCUUCUCCUUCCAUAGUCUUCUUCAACAGUAACCUCUCAACUUUGAUUAACUCUAAACUUUGCCCCCCUAGAUUUUGGGGUCUUCUGUUGUAAGCAUCUCUGAGGGACACUGGGAGAUUGGCACAGCCCAGGACUCUGCAGAAUG
This is a messenger RNA of Equus quagga, 2756 nucleotides long. It is a transcript of the gene FDXACB1, whose product is annotated as ferredoxin-fold anticodon binding domain containing 1. Gene Ontology annotation, biological process: rRNA base methylation. Gene Ontology annotation, molecular function: rRNA (uridine-N3-)-methyltransferase activity. Lineage: Eukaryota; Metazoa; Chordata; Mammalia; Perissodactyla; Equidae. The transcript is spliced from 6 exons. Gene Ontology annotation, cellular component: cytoplasm. The record is from RefSeq and is a predicted model, not a curated record. The coding region runs from base 152 to 2026 and encodes 624 amino acids.